Messenger RNA from Arvicanthis niloticus (Nile rat), 1540 nucleotides. It is a transcript of the gene Pradc1, whose product is annotated as protease associated domain containing 1. Lineage: Eukaryota; Metazoa; Chordata; Mammalia; Rodentia; Muridae. The record is from RefSeq and is a predicted model, not a curated record.
ACCCACCCCAGGAUCGGGGAGGUGCGUCUAUAAUGAGGAGUGCGGGGGCGGGGCUGCGAACUGCAGUUGCUAUUAAGAGUUUUGGCAAAUCAGCUCCCGGUUCCACUUCUCCUGGCCAAUAGGGAGUGGCCUAGGGCGUAGAGGCGGAAAGUGCGGCCACACGAACAGACGUGGCGGCCAAUCAGCCGCCGGCCUCCGUUCCGCGCUCCAACGGGCGCGGAGAGCGGGCCUGAGGGAGGCCGUGGCAGCUGUCAGGCUAAAGUCCGGCGAGCGAUCGCGGCAGGACGGCGGCAGCGGGACGGGCCCUGGAGAUGAGCCGUGGCGCCGCGGGCUGGUGCUGUCUCGUGCUCUGGCUGCCCACGUGCGUCGCGGCCCACGGCUUACGCAUCCAUGACUACUUAUACUUCCAAGUGCUGAGUCCCGGGGAUAUUCGCUACAUCUUCACAGCCACACCUGCCAAGGACUUUGGUGGUAUAUUUCACACAAGGUAUGAGCAGAUUCACCUCGUCCCUGCUGAACCUCCAGAGGCCUGUGGGGAACUCAGCAACGGCUUCUUCAUCCAGGACCAGAUCGCUCUGGUGGAAAGGGGGGGCUGCUCCUUCCUCUCUAAGACCAGGGUGGUGCAGGAGCAUGGUGGGCGGGCUGUGAUCAUCUCGGACAAUGCAGUUGACAAUGACAGUUUCUACGUGGAGAUGAUCCAGGAUAGCACUCAACGCACAGCUGACAUUCCUGCCCUCUUCCUACUCGGCCGAGAUGGCUACAUGAUCCGACGUUCUCUGGAACAGCAUGGGCUACCAUGGGCCAUCAUCUCUAUCCCAGUCAAUGUCACCAGUAUCCCUACCUUUGAGCUGCUGCAACCUCCAUGGACUUUCUGGUAGAAAAGCUGACUCCAGGUUCCAGUGACAAUUUACUCAUGGGAAGAGGAAACCCAAGAUUCUGCUAUUUAAAGUUUGGAGAUAGAUUCUGAGGACAAGUGGAGCCACUGAGAGGACAGGGAAGCCAUCCUCCUGGCUUUCUCUUCUCUAGGGCCUGCAAGGACAUCUCGUGCUUCAGGAAGAGGGUUCUGGCUAGAAUUUGGAACACAUAGCACCUGUUUCAGCUUCCAGCAGCCAGGACCUCCUCACAAUGAGCCUUGUAGCUGUUGCUCAAGUGGUUUAAAGAAGUGGUGUUUGGGGACUGAUAAGCCCCUACUUUUAGCAAUAAAGCCAAAUAAUGCUCAUCAGGUUUGUGCCUGUGUCCUGAACUAAAACCGCAUGGGUGUGGGGGGCUCAUUUACUCAGUCCCGUAUCAUCCUGCUGACUUUAGGGGAGGUUCAAAGACGACCAUGGUUUCUCAAGGCCCUUUAGGAUAAGUCCAUCAGACUGCCAAUUGUGGUCCAGCCCUCUAGGAAAAAGACUCUUAAGGCCUAGAAUCAGCAAUUGAAAUCAAACCUCUGAGACUCUUGGUCUGGCUUUAAGGACAUUUACACACCGGUGUGGGGACACUAUGACCGCUGCUGAGGAACCUGGAGCACUGCUGCCACCCACUGGUCUAACUUGUG